Leucoraja erinaceus (little skate) is the source of this 2584-nucleotide messenger RNA. RefSeq names its product complement C1r-A subcomponent-like. Gene Ontology annotation, molecular function: serine-type endopeptidase activity; calcium ion binding. The record is from RefSeq and is a predicted model, not a curated record. Gene Ontology annotation, biological process: complement activation; proteolysis. Lineage: Eukaryota; Metazoa; Chordata; Chondrichthyes; Rajiformes; Rajidae. Gene Ontology annotation, cellular component: extracellular region.
ACAGUGGCGACCUCCGUCUCCAGCCCCGAAACGUCACUCCCGCUCUGUCUCCAUCUCUCUAGGAUACACAGCGCCCUGCUCUACAUCCACCCCCAUCUCUCAUCCCCCUGCACUGGCUCACUGACACAGCCUGAUGUGGCUUCUACACUGCCUUGGGUGGGCUGUGGCCCUGUGGAUCCCGACCCAGGGGAGUGUCGCCGAGCCGAGACCCUGCCCAUGUACGGCGAGAUCUCCUCCCCUGGAUUCCCCUCCUACUAUCCCAACGAGACCCGGGCCGAAUGGUACAUUGCCGUUCCCUCUGGUUACUACAUCCGCCUACACUUCCGAUACUUCCAAAUGGAGGCGUCUCAAGGCUGCGUGUACGAUAGAUUGAAGGUGAACGAGGGGACACGGACGCUAGGCGUGUUUUGCGGUGACAUGGAGAAGCCAGCGGGAGCGGGGAACCGUCCUCAGCCCAUCCUCGACUCCACUCGAAACUCCCUCCACCUCGAGUUCUCCUCUGACUUCUCCAACCAGCAGCCCUACACAGGCUUCCAUAUCUACUACGAGGCCGUAGAUGUGGACGAGUGUUCUCAGGACCCCGCGUCACAGCCCGUGUGUGACCAGAUUUGCCACAACACCAUCGGCAGCUACACGUGUGACUGUUGGCGGGGAUACAGCCUCCGGGACGAUGGCAGGAGCUGUAAAGUGGAAUGCCAGGAAUAUUUCAGUGAGAUGUCCGGCCAGUUCACCAGUCCGGGAUAUCCCGCUGCCUACCCUGCCAACCUUCACUGUAACUACAGUAUUCGAGUGGAGGAAGGAUUCUCCAUUUCCCUCGGGUUCCAGGGCCUGUUUGAGAUUGAGAGUCACCCUCAAGUGAAAUGUCCUUACGAUAACAUGACGAUUGAGUACAAGAACACGGUGUUGGGACCACUGUGUGGGUCGGAGAGACCAGCAGCGGUUGACACGCUCAGUAAUGCUGUGGAUAUCUUGUUCCACACGGACACAUCUGGCAUUGAGCGGGGCUGGAAAAUCCACUACACCACCGACAGAAUCCCCUGCCCUGCUCUCCAAACACUUGAACACGGAACAAUUUCUCCCAUCUUGCCCCAGUAUCGAUUCCUUGAUCGAGUCAGAUAUAGCUGUGACGUUGGGUAUAAAAUCAUGAAGCGUGGACGGGAAUUAACAUCCUUCAAUAUGAUUUGUAUGAAAGACGGGACUUGGAAUAAAGACGUCAUCGCCAUUUGUCAGAGUAAGGUUCAGGUCUGCCGCGGUGGGGGAGGGGCGCAAAGUGAUUGUGGAGCACCAAAGGUUUUGGCGAAUGGGAAGUUCCAAGUCUUGGGCGUAAAAGCAGUGAAGGACGGAUAUUUGACUCAAAUCCAGUACUCAUGUGAUCAGAGAUAUCGUAUGAAGACUGAAGGAGAUGGGAUGUACACUUGCUCUGCUGAUCGUGUCUGGAACAAUCCCACCGUCUCCAACACCAUCCCAUAUUGUGCCCCGGUGUGUGGUGUCCCUGACAGGCCGGUCACCUCGUUGUCGGUGGGCCGAGUGCUGGGGGGUUCGGAGGCCCCGGACGGCAGCUUCCCGUGGCAGGUGUUUGUGCGGCCCCCGCAGGGUCGUGGGGCAGGGGUGCUGGUGUCUGACCGCUGGGUGCUGACGGCGGCCCACGUCCUGUGGAACAAAGACAAGAACAAACCCACAGACCAGGACCUGGAGAGCCACGGCAUCUACGUGGGAGACAAUGACCUAGAUGACCUGGUAUUGUCGCCUGGCCUGCCCGUGGAGAGGGUCUACCUGCACCCCAACUACAGCGGCAGCGACCCCAACUACUCGAAUGACAUCGCCCUCAUCAAACUGACCGCCCCCCUGCGCCUGACGGCGGACAUUGCCCCCGUGUGUCUCCCCCCUGCUGGGGGUCCCGGGCACGAGUGGGUCUACCAGGAGGGGCGUCUGGGCUACUUAGCGGGGUGGGGGAUGACGGAAGACCGGAGACUGACCAACAAGCUCCACUACGCCUCCCUGCCCGUCGCCAACACCGAGAAAUGCCGAGGGGCGCUGGCUGCGGCCCAGCCUCGCGUCCAGAAGCCCCUGGAACUGACCGCGGGGUCAUUCUGUGCCGGGACGGGGCUGGGAGGGGGAGCGGACGCCUGCCAGGGGGACAGCGGGGGGGUCUCUCCGUGGAGGGGGGUAGGGGGGGGGGGUGAGCAGGUGGAGGAGGGGGUUUGGUACGUGGCAGGGCUGGUGUCCUGGGGGCUAGACUGUGGGAAAGUUGGACGUUACGGGGUGUACACCGAUGUCGGGGCGUACAUUCCCUGGAUGCAGGAGGUGAUGGAGGGGCAUGUGGGGACAUAGAGCGAGCGGGGAGAAUCCAGGAGAAGUCGAGGGGGAAUUGUGAGGGAAUCGGAGGCAAAUUGACGGAAAUUAUAAGGGGAAAAUCCAGACAAGUGAAGGGAGUCAUGUGUCCCGGAUAGGACAGUGACAUUCUUGCUUGCUGCAGUACAACACAAUAUGUAAACAUAAUAUGGAACAGGAGAUGAAACUUCAGUGUGUCUAUAGACCAUAUAUGUACACAAUAAAUAAACAAAUAAAGUACAAUAGACUAUUA